AUGCCUUCGGCCACUACCAGUUUCGCCCAUGGUGAGGACAUCGAACCCAACACUCAACAUAUGGAGAACGGUACCACUACUGCUGAUAAUUCAAACGGGGGCCGGAUACCCAAGAAACUCGUCCUCUGUUUCGAUGGCACUGGAAAUUCCUUCACUGGAUCGAACGCGGAUACCAAUGUGGUCAAGAUUUUAAGCGCUUUGGAUCGUAACGAUCCUCACCAGUUCCAUUAUUAUCAAACUGGUAUUGGUACGUACGAUGUAAACGAUACCUCGGUCAACAAGUCAUGGUUUGGCGAGUUACGGAGUUCCAUCUCGCAGACCAUCGACCAAGGUAUCGGGACAACGUUUGACGCGCACGUUAUGGCCGGGUAUCGAUUUCUGAUGCGGUACUAUGAUCCUGGCGACAAGAUCUACAUGUUUGGGUUUAGUCGUGGUGCUUUCACGGCUAAGUUCCUAGCACGUAUGAUCAACACCGUGGGACUACUCUGCAAAGGUAAUGAGGAGAUGGUGCUCUUCGCCUAUAGACUUUAUCAGCGCUAUCUAGCAGGCGAAACAGAUAAUUUUCAGAAGGGAACCAUGACGGCUAACACAACCGGAGGUGAGACGGAACCGCUGCUGCAAGACAGAGUGCUCGGGGACGACGCGGACAAUACGGACGAUAGCCAUCACAAACACCAUAAACACAAGCAUCGGAUGGCACGUGACGAGAUCACUGCUUUUAGUAGCACAUUCUGUCGGAAAGAACCGACAAUGCACUGCGGAAAGCUUGAGGAAACUAAUAUCAAAGUUUACUUCCUUGGUAUCUGGGAUUGCGUGAACUCGGUGGCGAUCCUAGAGCGCAAGACGCCGGUACCUGUGCCGGUAAGGGGCACUGCGCAUUAUGUUCGGCACGCCGUCGCCGUUGACGAACGCCGUGUUAAAUUUAAGGCCGCACUUCUCGCCCAGGACAUCCGCAUCUCGACACACGACCAUGAGGAUAUUAGAGAGGUCUGGUUUCCAGGUUGCCAUGGCGAUGUCGGCGGCGGUUGGCCCGCUACCACCGGCCAUCCGCUGGACAACAACGAGCAUAUGACCAUUUGGGAACGCAUCAAGAACUUCUGGACGACCCGAAAGGCUAAGGAGCCUAGCAAGGAUGUCUCCAAGGACCAAUUCCAGAUGAGCGAUAUCCCGUUGGCGUGGAUGAUACGAGAGCUUGAGCUGGUAGGUGAGAAAGAUCCUUCUGCAGCAGUCAAAUGGAGUGAGGGUGUCAACGGCUUCAAGAAACGGUUCAGCAAACAGAAGAACAAGGAUCAGGCCCUAAAAGGGUUCAUGCAUGAUUCGCUGCGAUUCGGCUAUGGCACGGGCUUCAUCGGCGUGUUGCUUUGGAAGCUGAUGGAAUGGAUACCGUUAAUCACUCGCUGGGAGCUUGACCACGAUCGGAACGAGUGGCUCAACGUCCGAUUCCCACUCAAUAAGGGUAAUACGCGCGACAUCCCACACGAUGUCGUCUUACACGAAUCGCUGCUUUGGCGCUUGAAGAAUGACCCCACCUAUCGACCGAGGAAUAAUCACGGCGGAUCGUUACCGCCAUGCUUAAAACACGAUAUCCAGGUCGAGCUUAUCGACGACCAACCGCAGAAAUUGACAGACAUUGAUGCCGGAAUCGAUGCCUUCGAAAGCUCCAAAGGUCACGAUCAUGAAUUCCUCCAUCACAAAACAUACAGGCUCGUAAAAUCAGACGGUGCUGAUUGA
This is a messenger RNA of Annulohypoxylon truncatum, 1731 nucleotides long. RefSeq lists its product as uncharacterized. The transcript has 5 exons. The record is from RefSeq and is a predicted model, not a curated record. NCBI's taxonomy places the organism in Eukaryota, Fungi, Ascomycota, Sordariomycetes, Xylariales, Hypoxylaceae. The coding region runs from base 1 to 1731 and encodes 576 amino acids.